GUUUAUUUGUCGGAAGGCGUAUUCGUGUUUAUUUUUCUCAUAGGUUUUUUAAUUGAACGCUUUAUUAAUAUAUUUCUUAGUCAUUAUCAUCAAAUUAUGAUCGAUAAUGGAUGCCGUAUUUGAUAUUUGUUAUUUAUCAUCAGACGGGAAUAACGUCGAGCCUGAUGAUAUUCCUCAGACAAAGGAGAGUGUGUGGAUCUUGGGGAAAAAAUACAGCGCUAUCCAGGAUUUGGAUCGUAUCCGACGGGACAUCACUUCUAUAAUUUGGUGUACCUAUCGAAAAGGUUUUAUUCCUAUCGGCGACGAAGGUCUUACAUCAGACAAAGGAUGGGGUUGUAUGCUUCGUUGUGGCCAAAUGGUUCUUGGAGUGGCUCUCGUAAGAGUACACUUAUCAGCUGACUGGGUUUGGACACCAGAGACUAGAGAUCCUACCUACUUGAAAAUUAUUCAAAGGUUUGAAGAGAGGAAGCAAGCUCCCUACUCCAUCCACCAGGUGGCUCUGAUGGGAGCUUCAGAGGGCAAGGAGGUCGGCCAAUGGUUUGGGCCCAAUACUGUUGCACAAGUUUUGAAGAAGCUGACAGUUUAUGACAAGUGGAGUUCCCUUGUGAUUCAUGUGGCUUUAGAUAAUACUGUUGUUAAAGAGGAUAUACUACAGCAAUGCGUUGUGAAUAACGACAGAGGAGAUUGCUCAGCGUCCCCCGACAGUGUGGUCACCGACUGGAUGCCUCUACUGUUGAUAGUGCCGCUCAGACUCGGACUUAGCGAAAUUAACCCUAUUUAUAUAGAUGGAUUGAAGAUAUGUUUUCAAUGUCCUCAAUCGAUCGGAGUGAUUGGUGGCAAGCCCAACCAAGCUCUGUACCUCGUUGGUUGUGUGGAAGACGAGGUUAUCUAUUUGGAUCCCCACACCACACAGAGAUCUGGACUAGUUGAGACUAAAACGACUGAUGAACAAAAAGAAAUGGACUGCUCAUAUCAUUGUAAAUAUGCUUCUCGAAUACCAAUGUUGGCGAUGGACCCGUCUGUUGCUGUGUGCUUCCUGUGCAGAACGAAAAAUGAUUUUGAAGAAUUAUGCGCCACCAUUGAAACGAAGCUGAUGUGUGAAACUCAACCAUUAUUCGAAAUAUGCGACAAGAGACCGGCGCACUGGGGCCCCAUGACUUCCGACAUAGAUCUCCAGAAUACUACAUUAUUUACAGAAUUCGAAGACGUAGACAGGCAGUUUGACGACUCCGACGACGAAUUCGAGAUACUGUGAAAGUUUCGUAGAACUGAAUAAAAAUACAAUGUAUCACAC
This is a messenger RNA of Spodoptera exigua (beet armyworm), 1294 nucleotides long. NCBI's taxonomy places the organism in Eukaryota, Metazoa, Arthropoda, Insecta, Lepidoptera, Noctuidae. The record is from the annotation of a GenBank genome assembly.